AUGGGAAAUAAUCUUGAUUCAGGUUUUCAAUCUCCUCCACAUAAAUUCUUGAAAGACAUCCGCAAGCAGACUAACUACAAACUUAGAAGCAUUGCUGUAUCGCAACGAAGACGAAGUAGCUAUGGCAUGGAAAAAAGAGAAGAAAAUACUUCUGCAGAAGCUGAAGUGAAUGCACUUUCCGUUAAAAAGUUCAUAAUAGGUAACCCAUCUUUUCUGGACGAUCUGAUAGUCAAACACGUUUCUCAAGACCGGGUCAGAGCUUGGCUUAAAAAAGCAAAGCAGGAUUCUGAAGCAUCGAAAUCUGUAGAAGAUCGCAUACGCACUGUGGAAGAGAUUUCUGAGCGUAGUUUACGACACUUACAGAUUUUGCUCAUAAAUCGCAGUUUCCUUAGCUACCCUUUUAAGUGGAACAGAGACGAACUGAGUGACCUUUUAGAGUUACCAGACCCAGUGGAAUCGAUUCACAAAAUCAAUAGUCAUAGCUUCAAGUACACCGACGUACCAGUAGAUCAAAUAAACAGAUAUUUUAUUCAUAUGGUGAAAAACCUUCUAGGGAAACACGCCUUUCCCAUGCCAGAACUUUGUUACUUUCUUUGCACUCUUAAAAGGAAUUACUAUAAGGUGGAAUAUCAUAACUAUAACCACGCCUUAAGCCACGCCCAAUGCAUGUAUUGGGUCCUAUUAAAGAAUCCGGGUUUGUUCACAGAGCUCGAAAUGAAAGCUCUGAUGAUUGCUUCAUUGGCGCAUGAUGUCGGACAUCCAGGAUUUAAUGAGGGUUAUCUGAAGACCUUCAGGGGUGGUUUAGAAAAGCUGUACCAUACUCCAAUGCUUGAGAACCAUCACGUCCAAACUUGUUUUCUAAUUCUGCAGGAUAUCAAUUGCAACGUAUUCCGUGACUUCAACGCGGAUGAUUACAAGACUAUACUGUCGGAAGUACAACAUGCUAUUAUUUCGACCAGUUUAAACAGAUAUAAAAUGCAGACUGAGAACUUGCGUCAUUUGAUCGCAUCCGGCUUAGAUCUAGCACAAGAGCAGGAGAGGGGAGCUCUCAAGUCCGUUCUGAUGAUGGUUUGUGACUUGGGCGGUUGUUGGAAACCUUGGCAAGAACAUAAAAGCACAGUUUGGUGUCUUUACAAAGAGUUUUUCAACCAAGGAGACAAGGAGCAACUUUUUGGAGUUGAUAGCAUACCGCAAAUGCAGAGAAAGAAUUCGGACCAAAUCCCCAAAUAUCAAAUAUCGUUUCUCGAAACCAUGGUGUUACCUAUUUUCCAAAUUGCAGCAGAAGCACUGCCGAAUAUUAAAAAAAUUGUUGAAUCUACCCAGGAGAACCUGGAACUUUGGACCACGUAUUUACCAUAG
Molecule: messenger RNA, 1359 nt
Organism: Uloborus diversus
Lineage: Eukaryota; Metazoa; Arthropoda; Arachnida; Araneae; Uloboridae
Product: cAMP and cAMP-inhibited cGMP 3',5'-cyclic phosphodiesterase 10A-like
Exons: 1
Coding region: 1-1359 (452 amino acids)
Biological process (GO): signal transduction
Molecular function (GO): 3',5'-cyclic-nucleotide phosphodiesterase activity
Source: RefSeq, a predicted model, not a curated record